UCCUUCGAGCAAGGCCGAAGAGAAGGCGACGUCCCAAACCUGCGUUCCUCAUGGAAGGCCAGCGUCAGCGGUCGCCAUCGGAGUCACGCGCGAACCCCAAGAGGUCUUCAGUGCCCAAUCUUCGUCACCAUCGUAGUCUCUCGAGUAAGCGGACCGCGAGGACGGGCUCGGUGCACGAGUAUGUUGCCAGUGCACCCGCAUCAAGAGACGAUGCGAAAAGCCCUUCACCGGCCUUGCCAGUUGGGCAAGCCUCGCAGGGCCGCAGGGACGAGGCACCUAGGACAGGUGCACUAGCCGCAGAACGUGGAUGGGAGAGACGGUCACUCACAGCUGCUGAGAAGUCGGAGUCGCCUGCGCAGCAGGACUGUGACUGCCCGUCCGCCGUCGAUGCCGCGACCGCGCAGGGCCCCGAAAGCUCGAUGAGCGAGCGGACCGCGUCCGUCGCGGCAGCCCCCCCGCACCGACCAUCGUGUGCACUCGGGCUGCUGCAGGGCGCAGAUUCCGACGCGCUCUUAGGCCGAGCUGACGAAGGGGCCGUCAUGCACCGCCUCUCCACGUCUUCUACGCCGCAAUUGAGUCGCUUGGAGGCUCCCCAGAUUGUCAACAGCGAGGAAUCGGCGUGGCAGAAUCCCGAGAAAGCCAGAGCCCCCAGUGGUGUGAGCGCGAGCUCUGGCAUUCAAGGUUCCGAGUCGCCCCGCGCGCUCACGCUGUCUCCGGUCGGAACCGCGGCGGCGGCCCUUGCCGCAGCUGCGUCGUACGCACCCUUUGUCGGCGUCGACUACGAUGUCGUUACCGGGCCGCGCGCCGACGAAGGCGAGGCUGCGAUGGGCCCAGAGGCCGCUUGCGCUGCUGACGCUGGCGCGACGGAAUCGCAGCUACCGGACACCGGCGCUGGAACUGGCCGGCCGUAUCGGCCCCGCGGCCUCCGGGACGGUGCGGCGCUCAAGCCGCUCUUCGACCUGCUGGUGCAGCUGGACUGCUUCUGGCUCGCGCAGGAUUUGUUUUCCGGCGACACGCAGCGCGUGCAGAGCAGCAUUCGCGUGCUGGCCACCAUGGCGCUGCUUCUGCUAGUGCUCUGGCUGGCCGCUGUGCCAAACUCGGCCGAGAAGGUGCGUCCUCGAUACGAUGUCUCGUGGGGAACGCUCGCAGCGCACCGAGCCACCCUGAAAAUACCCUGGCGUUAG
Messenger RNA from Dermacentor andersoni, 1184 nucleotides. RefSeq lists its product as uncharacterized. The record is from RefSeq and is a predicted model, not a curated record. Lineage: Eukaryota; Metazoa; Arthropoda; Arachnida; Ixodida; Ixodidae.